UGAGCAGUCCUGGUACCAAAAUCUAAGUGUCUCACUUAGACUCAGGGGUCUCUGAGUCCAGUGGUAGCUAUGGGCAGAACUGUUUCUCUAUGGCUGGUGCUGCCCCUGAUGUGCUGCCUGCCUUCAGGGAGACCUUGUUUGCAGUGUGACAACAGGAUCCAUCGACUGCACAAAGACUUCCUAUUGUCUGUGUCGGCCAGUGUUGAGGAGCAGAUAGAGUUAAAAAAUAUCAUGGACAAUGGUUAUGCCUCCUACAAGGAGACCAGUGAGAAACUAAGGGGAGUCAUAGACCCCACCACCCUCUACAGAGCCAGCACAGAGUUUCAGAGUGAAUUUAAUUAUUUCCAGAACUCUGAGCACAAAGAUACUCUGAGGUUUGAGACCAUCCAGAUUAUGGAGAAAGGCAGGAAAAUUCUGGAGAAACACCUGAAGAUGUUUGUACGGGAUGGCCUCUGCCCUAACAAGUGUGGGUUGUUGUAUCAGAGAUUGAUGGAUUGCACCUCUUGCCAAUACAAGCUUCAAACCUGCCCUUCUCCCACAUUCCAGAAAGACUGUGGGGUGUUCCUUGUGCAGGCUGAGCAGGGGGGCCAGGCAGUUCUGGACUGUUUCCUGCCCUGGCAUAGUCUGACAGUGGGGAGGGCAGAGUACCACUACUCCUGGAACCCCCAGAUAUCAGCUGAUGACAAUAUGGCAGAAGGAGACCUCCAGACUCUAGUGGUGACGGAGGACUCUUCUGUGGUUCUGAAUCAACUGCACCUCAGUGAGCGGGGGUUGUACCGCUGCCUCUUGCUGGACAAGAAUGGAACUGUCCUCUCUAAAACACGCUUCCUGCUUUCAGUCACCCCUUCCAUGAACUCUACUCAGAGACUGCCUAUUACAUUGCCAUCCCUCCCCUUUCGCAAAUGCUCCCCCCUUUCUCCACCCCCAACCUACUUGCUCCUAUCAGUCAUCUCCUUGGUUACCACCCUAAGCCUCACAGCCAGCCUAAGCCUUGCAGUCAACUUCGGGUGAGAGAAGAGCGAAGUUUGUGUGAGAGAGAGAAAGACAAAGAGAUGGUGUGCUGAUUGUGUCAUACUUUUCUAUUAAGACUGAACCUGAAGAGGGAGAGUAGAGGAGAAGAACCAAGAAAAACAAAGAGUCGAGAGUCCGAUGAGAGUGUGUAAUGGUAGGAAGAAAUACAAAUAAAGGAAAAAACAAAACAGCCAUUAGAUACUACAAGGAAAGAGGAGGAGGAGAGGUGAG
Molecule: messenger RNA, 1242 nt
Organism: Osmerus eperlanus (European smelt)
Lineage: Eukaryota; Metazoa; Chordata; Actinopteri; Osmeriformes; Osmeridae
Product: izumo sperm-egg fusion protein 1
Exons: 8
Coding region: 70-1011 (313 amino acids)
Biological process (GO): fusion of sperm to egg plasma membrane involved in single fertilization; sperm-egg recognition; heterotypic cell-cell adhesion
Cellular component (GO): acrosomal membrane; plasma membrane
Molecular function (GO): signaling receptor binding; protein binding involved in heterotypic cell-cell adhesion
Source: RefSeq, a predicted model, not a curated record